This is a messenger RNA of Daphnia carinata, 1128 nucleotides long. RefSeq names its product E3 ubiquitin-protein ligase MARCHF5-like. The coding region runs from base 40 to 948 and encodes 302 amino acids. Gene Ontology annotation, molecular function: zinc ion binding. The transcript is spliced from 5 exons. NCBI's taxonomy places the organism in Eukaryota, Metazoa, Arthropoda, Branchiopoda, Diplostraca, Daphniidae. The record is from RefSeq and is a predicted model, not a curated record.
AAAUCCAUUCCGUAGAUCAGACGUUGUUCCAGUGAAAACAUGGAGGGUGUUGACGAUUCUGCUGGAACUGCUAAUCAAGCAGAUUUACACGAUGAAAAUAAAAGAUACUGCUGGGUUUGUUUCGCCACGGACGAAGAUGACUUCACCGCCCUAUGGGUGCAACCUUGCCAAUGCAGUGGAACAACAAAAUGGGUUCAUGAGACUUGCCUUCAGCGUUGGGUUGACGAGAAACAGAAAGGCAAUUCAUUGGAAAGGGUACAUUGCCCACAGUGCAAUACCCAGUAUAUUAUUGUAUUCCCUCCAAUCGGAAAACUCAUUCUCUUUCUUGACAUCACUGACCGCAUAAUUUACAGAGUGUGUCCAUUCAUUGCAGCUGGUGUUGUUAUUGGUUCAAUUUACUGGACAGCGGUAACUUAUGGGGCACUGACAAUUAUGCAAGCCGUUGGAGCUAAAGAAGGACUUGCUUUAAUGGAACAGUCAGAUCCCCUUUUCCUUCUUAUUGGUCUACCUACAGUCCCUGUAAUGCUUAUAUUAGGAAGGCUUGUACGGUGGGAAGAAGCUCUUUUAGCUUUUCUCAAUAAGAACAUUCCACGUGUGCCCAUUGUGAAGCAUUUACUUCCUACUUUUCAAGUAGCCUCUAACUCUGUUCGUCCACAAGGCACAGAAACUCCUCCCUUCUCCGACCCUGUUUCUGCCACCCGAGUCCUAUGUGGAGCAUUAAUAUUUCCUACAAUGGCCGUGCUUUUUGGGAAGCUACUGUUUCAUCGUGUUCGCUCCAACCUGCAAAAAACUUUCUUUGGAGGUAUUGCUUUUCUGGCGUUGAAAGGGGUCUUGAAGAUGUACUACAAACAACAAAUUGUUAUACGACAACAUCAACGCCGUGUUCUUGACUUCGCCAAACAGCCAACCGACGUCAAAGGAAGGACAAAUACCAGUUCUAAUCCCUGAAUCGCUGAAGUAACAGAAGUUUCGAGAUUACGUCAAUAUGUAAAUAUAAUUAUCUUAACUCGAGAAUUAACACCAGUUUGUGUAUUUCAGACAUGUUGACAUUUCUUUUGACAUGUUAGUUACAGUUACCCUAACACAUCUCAGGUGAGGUGCAGUUACUAUAUAAAUUGUGUAAAAUUA